Molecule: messenger RNA, 4090 nt
Organism: Strongylocentrotus purpuratus (purple sea urchin)
Lineage: Eukaryota; Metazoa; Echinodermata; Echinoidea; Camarodonta; Strongylocentrotidae
Exons: 7
Coding region: 377-1783 (468 amino acids)
Source: RefSeq, a predicted model, not a curated record
UGCAAAAAGCAUUGUGGGAUACAGCGCACAUGCGCAUUAGGCGGAUCGGCUGCAUAUGCGCGUAUGCGUUGCACGUGAUUGGCUCCCGCGCUAGCCCGCCACGCCGCGCCGCCAUUUUUAAUUUUCUGCAAAGAUUUGAGCUGAGAUAGCUGAGCUGGCCGGCCUGAUCCUGAGCAACGAAUCUGAAUCUGUUCUGUUCCUGGUCCUGAUCCUCGAGCUGGGAUAUUGAUGACCAAUAAGUCAAUUCCAAGGGGAUCCGAGUAUGCCAUGGAUUACUGCUGAAGUCACACAGUGUGCAUGCUGAAACACUAAUCAGACGGAUGCUCUACAUGGACAUCAUAUACCCAUACACUUUUGCACAUCUUCGAAAGGGAUCAUGGAAAACAUAAGGAAGGAAGUCAAGUCUGUGCUACCAAUGUUAUCAGAGCCACUGCUGGAUGCUAUUCUAGAAAGACUACGCUCCAAGGGGGUUGACACCAGGGAUGAUCUCCAGUUUGUACAGGAAGAUGAUAUUGUAGAUCUGAUAAAGCCGAUCCAUUGCCGUAGGCUCCUUUGUACCUGGAAAGAGACCGAAAUCAAUCCAGAUACAGUUACUACGCAAUCUCGCAGCAUUGGAGAUGCAUCGCCAUCAGGUAGCAAAAGGCAUGGUACAACCACAAGUAACUGGCCAGAAACAAUUGAUAUCAGCGGAAUAGACAUGCCGGAUCAUAUUGCAGUUAAACUCGAGGCUGGAGAGCGUCUUUCGCCUACUGAAAGGAGCAAUGCAAUUCGAGGUUUUGUAAGUUUGAUGAUGAAACAUGACCAUAAUCCGAUAAGAUCCAAAUGUGAUAUUGUUGCCAGGAGAAUUGUAAGCGAAUGGCCACAGAGCUUUUGUGACAUGAAUGAAGACAGAAGCAAGCUUGGUUCCGGUCAUUAUUCCCUUCUUGCCCAAAUGAAAACGCGUGUAGAGCAUGUAAAUAGGAACAACACACUGACUCGGCAUAGGACCAGUAGAAAGCCAAAAGAAGGAAGCAACAAAGUCACUAAACCUACGGACGUAUACGGAUGCAUCAAAUGGCAACCCUCUCUUCCAAAGGGAGAAACGUUGGAGUCUCUCGGUGAAAAAAAAGAGUCGCUGAAAGACAUUUACACGCAAAGAGGCCCAGAAGAAUCGUCUACAGGUGAAAUUGACAUUUUGAUGGAUCACACUUAUUACCUGCAGAGAAAAAUGAUAAAUGGAGCUCCACUUCCAGUUAGUGAGCUAAAAGAGCAGUGGCCUUAUUUAUUUGUUCCAGAGUUCUUCCAGAAGCACUUCAAAACUCUAACAGGUAUCGAUAUCGCCACAUCACUGCUAAAGUCACUUCAAGAGAAGGGGCUAACUAUUCUCCGCUUUCUUGCAAAGGAGAAGUGGGAAGAUCACAACAAAGUUCGGCCACUUAUUCAUCAGGUCGUGGCUGAAAAGGACGCUGUCGAUAUGCACACUGUUGCUGGUGCAGUUAUUAAGGGGAUGAUGAGCUACUUCAAAGAAAAAGAAGACUCGCUUAUCCUGAAUGGAGAUGUGACUGCUACUCCUGAGGAGAUUGAGGAGGAGACUCGUGACCACUCUGAAUCGCCAUAUCUCGUCAUCCAAGGGGAUGACACUACAGCAAAGUGGAUGGUGGUCGUCGAAAAGAAAGUCAUCGGGAAGUCAACACAAGCAGAUGGUGUGAUAUGUGGAGUAGCCUAUUUGCUGUGCACGUACUACAAUCUCAAUCUGCAAUAUCAGUCAAAUGCAUCGACGACAUUGGAGUUCAUUCAGCGGUAAUUGCAUGUUGCUUGAUUGGCAUCAAUCCAGACGCGGGAUCAAAGUCUCAUGGACAACAAUGUAGCCAGAAGGUGAUAUCAUUUAUUCGCAAAUUAGCGGAUUUCCAGUGGUUUCAUUAAUAAGGGGGCAACUUUAUGCCAUCCGUGGAUGACCCUCGUGCAGUCGUUCGGAAAAGUAGUCCAUCCUAGUGAGAUUUGUCAUGGGCCAUGGAAUCCACUCAUAUAGGGGUACUUUUUAUAUCGCAACAUGUCUGUUGUUCUGGAAAAAAAGGGGUUUUCCCCUCUAGGUACUUUACUGAUGGGGAUAGAUCAGGGUAAAUUUCCCGAUCACAGAAUACCUGGUAUUCUCGAACUUCCAGUCAGUCUGAAUACGCCUUAAGAUAUAUAUACUGGAAAUGUCAUUUCUUGCAAAAUUUAUAACAUGUUCUGUAUAAUUAUAAGAAGUGUAUCUUAGUACAGACUAACAUUCAGAACAAAUUACAGGGGCGCCUACAUACUACAUCAAUUUCAAAAUUAUCAAUAAAAAAAAAUCCCACUUACAUUGAGUAUCUGAACCCUUUACUUUCACACACUUUCUUAAAAUUGUAUUUGUGUCUUUUUGCCCUUUUUAGACAUUUGCAAAUGUUAUGCUUGCAAAAGGGAUCAUGUACCUUUAAUAUGCAUUUCAAUUGAACUUAAUAUGAAACAUCACAAGUGAAAAUUGAAAUUUGAAAUCAAAUAUUUUGUUAGUGAGGGAGGUUAAAAAAGUCACGUGACUUCGUGGUAUUAAGGAAGCCGUGUGUUUAGCCUUGAUGCAAAGAGACCAACUACAGGGAGCCCAAACUUUUUUAAUAAAUUGUGUCUAGCGGUCAUUGAACUUCCUAGACAAAGCAUUAGCACAUGUAUUCUGUGAGCCUGGCAUGUGUGCAGCCUUGUCAUCAUAAGCAUUGCUUGAUUGUUUACUUACUGUUUUCCAAAAUAUGUUUUACAUUACUUGCAAUUUAGCAUUAUUUUACCUUAGUGAAUUUUCAUAUAUUUUAGUCUGUACAUGCAAUACACCUUUAUUUUAAUAAAUUUAAUAAGUCAUGAAAUAAAUGAAUUUGCCAAAUAUUAGGCCUAUAUUUAAGUAACCUAUAUUUUAUUUCGACAUAUUUCAAGUUAUAUAAUAAUAUAUUUUUUUUAAGUAACUUAUAUUUUAUUACGAUAUAUGUUACGUUAUAUGGUAAUAUGUUUUUUUUAUCAUAUUUAAUACGUAGCAAUAUUGUAGCUAAACGAAUUUCAUAAUUUUAUGUUUUCAUUUUACAUGUACACAAAUUGAUCAUAUUUUCUAUUUUCUUUGUUCAUUGUGCACAUUGGUAAUUCUAUUUCAUUAAUUUCUGUAUAUCAUGUAUAUUUUCUUAUUGUCAAGUAUGUUUUACGGUUUUUGUUAUUUUGCACAGCCCCUUUGUAAACCAGCCGAGUAGCUGAAUAGGGCUUUUACCGUCAAUAAAUCAAUCAAUCAAUCAAUUAAAUGACAGCUCAUGAAGUUGAAACAAGUUUCUGUGCAGAAUUGGCAUGUAAAUGAGACAAAAAUACAGAAGAAUAUGAAACACGUAUUAAAGAUUACAAGUUUAAUAUAACAGAGCAACUCAAAUUAAAUGGGGUAUUAGUUCAAAAGAUAAAUUAAACAAAAAUAAAGUGAGUAAUGUCUUUUGGAGAGAUUCUACCAGGUAUAGAGAGUUUUCCUUGAUUCUGCCAGGUAUAUGGAGACUUUUCAUUGAUUGUAUUCUGAUAGUAGUUGUCGUUUAAUAGUGGCUUUAAAGGAAGAUAAAAGUGUAUAAAAUAUGUCUUGUUUACAAUUGAAGAUAAUUCUUUACAAUAGUUUUUUACAAUUCAGAAUUUUAAAGUGAACAUAUUGUUGUCUGUUCGACAAAUAAUUUUUGACCCAAGAAAGUGCAGUGCCCCUAAGCCAUACGUUGUGAUUUAGCAUAUCAAUGCCUUAAAGCCGCUAUGUCUGCACAAUUGCAUGUGUUAUUCUGUCGUAUAAUUAAAUUAAUGCUAGGUCGGGUGAAUGAUUUUUUUUUAAAGCCAUAUUGGUUGGGAUUAAGCAAGUUAUGUGUAUUUCAGAAUUGGUAUAAUCUAAACAAUUUUUUCAAGAAUUUUUGAGAUACUGGAAGGAUGACUAUGGGUCUGUAGAUUCUUGAGUACUUGAACUUUUGCAGUUUUUAGUGGUUUUACUUGUUUUAAUGUUUUACUUGAUAGUUUCUUUGCAAGCAUUUUCAUAAUGUUACACUAUUUGAGAAACUUGUUUUAUGGAGCGUUGAUUACCCAAUAAAGACUUUAAUAAUGA